Elaeis guineensis (African oil palm) is the source of this 2082-nucleotide messenger RNA. NCBI's taxonomy places the organism in Eukaryota, Viridiplantae, Streptophyta, Magnoliopsida, Arecales, Arecaceae. The record is from RefSeq and is a predicted model, not a curated record.
CUCAUCCCAUUUCCCAAUUGCCAAGCAAACAUGGUCAAACACGCCUCCAAUAAAUCAUAUAUAAUAUCUCCCGCCGCGUGGAACGGGGAUUCGGAAGGAGCGAAGCCCGAACGUUCGGUCUGUUAAUCUCUCCCUCUCUGAUGGCGAACGAAGCGGUUGCUGAGGAGAAGCAGGCCCUGAGGAAAGCUCUCAUGGUGGCCAAGAAGCUGGAAUCCCAGGGCUUCCCUUCCUUCGUCUGGAGAAAAAAAAUCGAUCUAGACCUCGCUCGAGGUCGCCAAACCCUAAACCUAUCUGUGAAAUCCGAGAGGAAGAGAUGCUUAGAAAGACUCGAAGAGAUCGAAAAGCUCAAGAAAAGAAGGAUCGAUCGAGCCGCCGAUGAGGCGCGGCGCGAAGAGGAACGGAGAAUCGCAGAGAGAGCGCGUUCAGAGGCUGAGUUCGAAGAUUUGGGGAAGAAAGAGGCAGAGUUUGUUCUGAAUCAGAAGAAGAUUAGGUCGGAGAUUCGUCUACGUGAAGGACGUCCGAAACCCAUCGACAUCCUCUGUAAAAUUCUCGAUGGCUGGGAGGAUCUUGAUAUCGAAAUUGAUGAUGCUACCUCGGUCUUCGUGGAUCUACCAGUGAAGGAGUUGGAAGAGCUUCGAGAAGAAAUUGAAUGUCUCCUGGAUGUCGACAGAGAACAUACACGGUUCUGGGAGGCAGUGAAGGUGGUCUGUGAUUGGAAAAUCACCGAAGCUCGUACGAAGGAAGAUGAUCGCUGCUGCUUUUAUUCGGGUGUGGAGUUUGAUGUGAAGAGUCUCUUGCAAAAGAAAACCUUUGAUGAAUUGAAUUCAAUGCAGCUAGAGAUCGAAUCACGGAUGCAUUCUGGUGAAGCUGAGGUGGUUGAAUAUUGGGAGGCUGUUAUCGAGCUUAUUAAGAUCCAUAAAGCAAAGAGAUACUUGAAGGAGUUUUACAUUUCUCGUAUGAAGCCCAAGGAGAAGAGGUUCAGUUCUUCUGAAGCUGAAAAAGAGAAUAUUGAUUCUUUGGCUGAUGAUCAUGUAGAGUCCAAACAAGUGGGAGCUGUGGAAGAGGUAACACUCGAAUCAUCAGUACAAUGGACAAAGCCCAAGUAUGUUGCUCGGGUACACUGUGGAUAUGAGUGGAACAAGUACAAUCGAGUCCAUUAUGAUCAUGAUCAUCCUCCUCCGAAGACCAUACAAGGCUACAAGUUUGACAUUUAUUACCCAGAAUUAGUUGGGAAGGCUCCACAGUACAUCAUGGAGAAGGACGGAAGCAGCACUAAUACUUGCCUCCUUAGGUUUCAUGCUGGAAUGCCUUAUGAGGAUGUUGCAUUUCGAAUAAUAAACAAUGAGUGGGACUAUACACGGAGAAGGGGAUUCAAGUGUACUUUUGAUCAUGGAUAUGAUCAGAUCAUUAGACCAGCAUGAUGUUCUGUAGAAAGCAACAUUACUUUAACAACACCAUUGAGGUCAUAAGUUCACAAACUCUUAGUGUACGCUCUUUCAGUUCUGCCAAUUAGUGAACCUAUAUAUGGGACAGCAUGUAUGGCAUGUUCUAUCUGGCUGGAAUAACAUCAUCAAAGGAUGGUGGGCCCACAAAAAUUAUUUCUCAAGGAAAAAGACACAAGGUUCUCUAUGCAAGUUCACAAACUGGUUUUGUAUGCAGGUCUGCCUGGUGCUGGAGAGAAGAAAAACUGAAACUUAGCGGCUCAAAAUCAUGUCCGUGAUGAUGUAAUUUGAGUUGUUAAUUUCGAAACUUGGAGACUCCCCGUUCUUAAUACACGCACUAGAAAAAUAAAGAAGCAGGGAAGAAACAGACCUGCCUGCAUCACGUGUGCUAAUCAGGGAAGGAACGAAGGGUUUGAGGAUGUUGGAAGCUUAAAUUGUUGGUGGCUGCCCUUUACACUAGCAAGCAGAUUUGAUCUUGAGCUUGGGACUCUUGACAUAAAAUAAUGAGUCAACAUGUUGCUACCAGCAAAUCUAAUAGCAAUGUGAUAGUUAUCAAAAUAUUUGACAAGAUUAGUUGUUAGAAAGCAAUGUUUUCUCAGAUGGAGCCGUUUGAUAAUCGACAAAUUUAUUAAUUUGGUGA